Ilex paraguariensis (yerba mate) is the source of this 348-nucleotide messenger RNA. NCBI's taxonomy places the organism in Eukaryota, Viridiplantae, Streptophyta, Magnoliopsida, Aquifoliales, Aquifoliaceae. The record is from the annotation of a GenBank genome assembly.
AUGAAGGGUGCCAUCAAAGAGGCCGGGUGGUUGCAGCCAGAGGAAGAGGAUAGAGAAGUAGGCGCUGUGGAAGCGAAGGCUGAGGAGCAAGACAACGUUGUAAUGGCUUCUUCAAACGGGACUUCAUUAGAUCAGCAAUUAGAACAAAUCAUUCUUUGUUAUGCAGAAACCAUUUACAGGACAAAUGGUGUUUGGGAAGGCCCAAACCCCUUGAGUCCUAUUCUUCCUCUCUUCAUCGUUCAGAUAACUGUCGCUAUUCUCGCCACUAGACUUCUCGUCCUCGUUCUAAAAUAUUUCAACCAACCUCCUUUUGUUGCCGAGAUCCUAGUGAGUAGCAGGUUUUUGUGA